AUGGGUAAAUUAGUCGAGUUCCUCACGCACCCAACCGAGCUUAUGGCUGCGGUGCACCUCAAGAAAUUCCGUGUCUCGCCCUUCCCCAUGGAUCUUUCCUCGGCCUCUGAGGAUUUGAGGAAAUGUUACGAGUAUUUGGAUUUGACCUCCCGUUCGUUUGCCGCAGUCAUCAAGGAAUUGCAUCCAGAGUUGCGUGAUGCUAUCAUGUUGUUUUACUUGGUUUUGCGUGCGUUGGACACCGUCGAGGAUGACAUGUCGAUCGAUCCUAAGAUCAAGGUCCCCGUCUUGAGAGAGUUUCACGAGAAGCUUAACACCAAGGAUUGGACCUUCAAUGGUUGUUCGCCAACCGAGAAGGAUAGAAUCGUUUUAGAAAACUUCCCUCAUCUUUUGGCUGUGUACCACACCCUCAAACCAGAGUAUCAAGACAUCAUCAAGAAGAACACCAAGUUGAUGGGUAAUGGUAUGGCCGACUACAUCUUAGACGAGCAAUUCAAUUUGAACGGUGUGAAUACCAUUGAUGACUACAACUUGUACUGUCACUACGUGGCUGGUAUUGUUGGAGAGGGCUUGACCGACUUGAUUGAUUUGGCCGGCUUUGCUCUGUUUGAGGAGGGUGUCGACAAGUACCAAUUGGCUAACUCGAUGGGUAACUUCUUGCAGAAAACCAACAUUACCAGAGACUUCCGUGAGGACUUACAGGAUGGUAGAUCCUUUUACCCAAAGGAGAUCUGGUCCAAGUACACAGAUGGAUUGCCCAAGUUCCUUGAGAGCAGCGAGGGCAAUGCCGCUGGACUUGCGUGUGUCAACGAUAUGGUCUUGAACGCCUUGGGCGAGGCCAUCGAUGUUUUGACAUACCUCUCCUUGAUCCGCGAGGCUACAAGUUUCAACUUUUGUGCUAUUCCUCAGGUGAUGGCCAUUGCUACCCUUGCUGAGGUCUACAACAACCCCGAAGUGUUGAAGAGAGUGGUUAAGAUCAGAAAGGGUACGACAUGUAGACUUAUCCUCGAGUCCAGAACCUUGCCAGGUGUGGUCAGUGUGUUCAGACGCUACGUUAGAGAAAUCAACAAGAAGGCCGAUGUCAGAGACCCCAACUACUUGAAGAUGGGUAUCCGUUUAGGUGAAAUUGAGCAGUUCUGUGAGUUCAUGUACCCCUCCAAGCCACUCCCCAAGGGAGCUCAAAGAAAUGCCAAGCCCAUCAAUAGAUACAUCGAGGAGAGAGGCUCAUUCGACACAAAGGGUUUGCAAUUGUAUGCGCAAGAGACUGCCAAGCUCAGGGCUGUGAUGUUCGUUGUGGUGGCGGUGAUAACCGUCACAACAGUGCAUUUAUUUCUGUAG
Messenger RNA from Australozyma saopauloensis, 1335 nucleotides. RefSeq names its product bifunctional farnesyl-diphosphate farnesyltransferase/squalene synthase (gene ERG9). The transcript has a single exon. The record is from RefSeq and is a predicted model, not a curated record. The coding region runs from base 1 to 1335 and encodes 444 amino acids. NCBI's taxonomy places the organism in Eukaryota, Fungi, Ascomycota, Pichiomycetes, Serinales, Metschnikowiaceae. Gene Ontology annotation, molecular function: squalene synthase [NAD(P)H] activity. Gene Ontology annotation, cellular component: endoplasmic reticulum membrane. Gene Ontology annotation, biological process: ergosterol biosynthetic process; farnesyl diphosphate metabolic process.